This is a messenger RNA of Choloepus didactylus (southern two-toed sloth), 6004 nucleotides long. It is a transcript of the gene SLC30A4, whose product is annotated as solute carrier family 30 member 4. The transcript has 8 exons. The coding region runs from base 320 to 1609 and encodes 429 amino acids. Gene Ontology annotation, molecular function: zinc ion transmembrane transporter activity. Gene Ontology annotation, biological process: zinc ion transmembrane transport; response to zinc ion. The record is from RefSeq and is a predicted model, not a curated record. Gene Ontology annotation, cellular component: plasma membrane. Lineage: Eukaryota; Metazoa; Chordata; Mammalia; Pilosa; Megalonychidae.
CGCACGCGCGUGGUCUCGCGCAGGGCGGCGAGAGGCGGUGGCCGCCCAGGACCUGUCAGACUCGCGGAGCCGGCCUCCAGCGGCUGGUGGGCGCGAUAGGCGCGAGGACGGCUCCGCGCCCCCGCUGCCCUGGGCCGAGUAGUACGAGCCAGUCCGGCCUAGCCGGGGCAAGGAGAUAAGCCGCGGCCCCCAGGCAGCGCCCCAGGAUGGAGAGGGACGCGUGGCAUUCCCUUCGGGAACUGGCGCUCUGGUGAAGCGGGCGCCGCCGACUGCCUGCCUGCACUGAGUCGUUCCGCGCCGCGGCCGCUCAGCCUCUACCAUGGCCGGAUCCGGCGCGUGGAAGCGCCUCAAAUCUCUGCUGAAGAAGGAUGAUGCGCCUCUGUUUUUAAAUGACACCAGCGCCUUUGACUUCUCGGAUGAGGUGGGACACAAGGGGCUUUCUAGGUUUAACAAACUUCGAGUUGUGGUGGCGGAUGAUGCUUCCGAAACCCCGGGAAGGCCUAUUAACGGGGCGCACCCGGCCCUCCAGGCCGACGAUGAUUCCUUAUUGGACCAGGACUUACCUUUGACCAACAGUCAGCUGAGUUUGAAGGUGGACCCUUGUGACAACUGCAGCAAACAGAGAGAAUUACUGAAGCAGAGAAAGGUGAAAACCAGACUGACCAUUGCUGCCGUUCUUUACUUGCUUUUCAUGAUUGGAGAACUUGUAGGUGGAUACAUUGCAAAUAGCCUAGCAAUCAUGACAGAUGCACUUCAUAUGUUAACCGACCUAAGUGCCAUCAUACUGACCCUGCUUGCUUUGUGGCUGUCUUCAAAAUCACCAACCAAAAGAUUCACUUUUGGAUUUCAUCGCUUAGAGGUUUUGUCAGCUAUGAUUAGUGUGCUAUUGGUGUAUAUACUUAUGGGAUUCCUCUUAUAUGAAGCUGUGCAAAGAACUAUCCAUAUGGACUAUGAAAUAAAUGGAGAUAUAAUGCUCAUUACAGCAGCCGUUGGAGUUGCAGUUAAUGUGAUAAUGGGCUUUCUGUUGAGCCAGUCUGGUCACCAUCACUCCCAUUCCCACUCCCAGACUUCAAAUUCUCCUACCACAGGUUCUGGACAUGGACACAGCCAUGGGCAGGGUAGCCUGGCUGUGAGAGCUGCAUUCGUACAUGCCUUGGGAGAUUUGGUACAGAGUGUUGGUGUGCUAAUAGCUGCAUAUAUCAUACGAUUCAAGCCAGAAUACAAGAUUGCCGAUCCCAUCUGUACAUAUGUAUUUUCAUUACUUGUGGCUUUUACAACAUUUCGAAUCAUAUGGGACACAGUAGUUAUAAUACUGGAAGGUGUACCAAGCCAUUUAAAUGUAGACUAUAUCAAAGAAGCCUUGAUGAAAAUAGAAGAUGUUUAUGCAGUGGAAGAUUUAAAUAUCUGGUCUCUCACUUCAGGAAAAUCUACUGCCAUAGUUCACAUACAGCUAAUUCCUGGAAGUUCAUCUAAAUGGGAAGAAGUACAGUCCAAAGCAAAGCAUUUAUUAUUGAACACAUUUGGCAUGUAUAAAUGUACUAUUCAGCUGCAGAGUUACAGACAAGAAGUGGACAGAACUUGUGAAAAUUGUCAGCAUUUCAGUCCCUGAUUUCAUAUGUUUGGAGGACCACUGCCUUAUUUAUCCUGCAGUUUCAGACUUGAGAGCAAUAAUUGCAAACCUAAGUGAGAAAGUGGACUCCCCGACAGCUGUAUCUGUAUCAAGCACCAGAUUCUAAAAACAGUCCCUCCAGCCUGACAGUGCUAGUCUCUUUUUAAUGGUAAAAUGAGACUUAACCAUGAUUUUCAGAUGAAGAUGUUUCCAAAACACUGUUUACAGAAUGAGAAGUGACUCUACAGAUACCUCAUAGAAGACAAUCCAAGACCAUACUUCAUUAAUUAUGGCAAAAUACAUGUCUUAAAGGAAGCAUCAAGAAUUCAGUAUUUGCUUUUAAAAAAAACUUUUUAAAGGCCAUUUUAUAUCAAGCCAGUGCUGGAAAACUGAGUUUCUUUUUUUUCUUUUUCUUUUUUUUUUAAUUAUGUAAUCUUAACACCCAGCUUCUGGAAUUUGCUGCUCUGUUUUUACAGAAAUUUUUUCUCAAAUAUUUCAGAAAGUACUGGUAAUUAUCCAGAGAGGAAUAAGCAUGCAUUCCCAAGUGUUUCGGGUAUGUUUUAUUUCACAAGUAAGUCUUAAUGUCAUUGUUAUAGUUAUACUUUAUAAACAACUUUUUCCAGACAUUACAGGAUUUUGAAUCUCAAAGUUAAUGUUUCUGAUUAUUUGUAAUCUUCUCAGAACCAAAUCCUUACAUAUUGUGGUCACUUUCAUUAAAUUAGUUAGGAAAUAUUUUCAAUAUUAUUCUGAAUGGCAGAAGUUAGUCUUAAACGUAAAUUACUGUAUGAUUAUUAAAAACAAAAUAAAAGAGUGAGGAUGGAGUAUGAAAUCACUUUUAUUGUUCAUAGAAUUGUCUUUACUUAAGAACAGCAGGAGCCUGCAAAAUGUAAAGCAAUCCUCUGUCCUUUAAAAACUGCCUUACAUUUUGUACCUCACAUUUGCUUAGUACCUUGGUCCCUGCCUCCAUACUAGUUAAUCUGUGAGUACCCUUUCAGGAUGAAACUCUAGAGGGCUAAGGUUCAGUUUGUAAUACCUACUUCUCACAUGCAGAUGAACCAUAUUUCCCCAGGGAGAACUUCUGCUUUGUGAUGUGGGUUAGGGAUUCUCCAUGGAAUCCAGAAACCCUAAAGCAUAAUUUUGAGUUUCUCCAAAAAUACCAUAGCUGAAAUAGAUGAGGGGAGAUAUUACUUUGAGAAAACAAAAGUCUCAAAGGUUUUUGACCUUAUGUGUGUGUGUUUUAAAGAACUGGUAUAAGGAUGAACAUUAAAUCUGUGUUAAGGGGAGGCUAAGCAUAAACAUUUCCAAACUGGAAACAACCUAAUUGGUAACAGUUAUGUUAAAGAGGCAGUCAUGAAUAUUCAUAUUUCAUUUUGUAACAUUGGUUUUGAGAUUGUCUUGAUGCACACUAGGAGACCAUUUUAAAGAAGGGCAGUUUCUUAUACCAAGAAUGGAUAUAGUUCUUGGGCUCCUCAAAGAAUCAGAGUAGAGUAACCACAUACCAGGGAAGUUGUGGAUUCAAGUCCUAGAUAGGCAUACAGAUGGCCCAUAAGUGAACACUAGGAAACAGAUUUCCUUUUUCUACCAAGUACCUCACUAGAAGUAAACCUAAGAUAAGAAAACCUAGAUUUACCUAAAAGAUUGCUAAGAGUUAAUGGUAUCCAAUGAAAGGAUUGACAGGAGUUGAUGAUGCCUAAUAAAACCCAGAAAGUAUCUGUUGAAUUGAAUUGAAAAUUUACUUUAUGGGGUUCUUAGUUUGAAUCCAUUUAAAAUAAUGACUUGAAUUUUUCUCAAAUUUCAGGAGCAUAUAAACUGUUUAAAUCAAAAUACACUUAAAUAUAAGAAAGCAAGUAAGAAUAAAUGAGAGACAGUUCAGUAAACAUCUGGGCAUUUAUGGACUGUGGGUACCUAGCAAGGGAAAGGAAAAGAAUGUGUAUUGUAUGCUAAUGGAUUUUCCCGUAUCUAUUUGCAGUUUCUAUUUGGAAACAAAUAUGCAGUUUUUUCCCAUAUCUAUUGAGCUUGUUUCUUACAAACUUUAUCUUAUCUAGGUAGACCUGGCUUUUCAUAUAGACCUGUUCCUUAAAAAGUUAUAUGUUAAAACAAUCAAAAAUCCAUUUGAGGAUUGAAAAGGAUCCUUUUGUAAAAUGCACAAACACUGAAAACUUGUAAAUUCUAAUUAUCAGGCUUCUGCUUAAAAUGAGAUACACAUGAAAUUUCCUGUGCUUUGUUUUCUAGCAAGAACUACAAAUUUUAUACUUGAACUUGUACUUUAGUGGGUCUAUGAGACUUCAGAGUUGAUAGAUUAAACUUUUUGUAACUUGACAAAACCCAUAGAGAAGUAUGUCAACUUAGCAGUUAGGACUAGAGGCUGUAAAGUUUCUGACAUUGCCUGGCCCAUCUUUCACCUGUUAAGCUACAACCACAUGUUAUACUUCUCAACCGAGGGCUCAAAGAGAGAAGUAUUGCCCUAUGAAAAGCAGUGGCUGAGUUGUUUUAUAACAAUGCAAAAUAGCACUGUUAAUUUUGCACCGGGAAAACAGUCACAAUGGGACAAACAGAUCACAGUAUCAAAAACUUGGCAGUGCUUCAGUGUGAUAUAUUUCAAUGAACUUUUGCAAAUAAUCAAAAUAACUUCUGUGCUUAAACCUUUUCACAACCCUGGCCAGAUGUAGUAUUUUGUUCAUUUUAGUAAAAUAACUAUGAUUUCAUUAACGAUUAUGCUGCCUUUGAAGUAUAAUGAAUGGGUCAUAAUUGAAUUAGGCCAAUUUCGUAGGGCUCCGAAAUGCAGAACUUGAAGCUAUUAUUCCUGCAUAUAUUUUCCAUUGGUUAGGCCUUUAUAAUGUGAGCACAGAUUUUCACAGCCACAGUUCCUAUCAGUGUUAUUUGCCAAAUCACUGGAUUUCUUGUCUUUCUGUUCUCUUUUCAACUUUGGGAGUUCUAUUUUCCAAAAGUAAGCAUCCUGUUCUUAACAAUGUUUCACUGAUCUAUCUCUUGAACCCAGGUGUCCCAGUCAACAUUGUUUGUCUUUAGUAGAAUUUACCCAGAAUAGACACCAACAAAAACAGAUACAUGAGGUUCCCUUUCGUAGUUUUCUUUUUUUCUUUCUUUCAGUUUUGUUUUGUUUUGUUUUUCAUUUUAAUGUGAGGAAAAUCAUCUUUUAGAGACAAGGCUUCACUUAGAAAUGUGUAAAUGUGUUUCCAGGUGGGGAAGAACCUUUUCAGACUGAUUGUUCCUGAUCCAGAUUUCUGUGCACACUGAGUUUUAUGGAGUGUGAUGGACAGAAGUAGACUCUACAUUGUGCAACCACAAGUGUAGCAUUGCUCAGACCACUCUGGAUCCAGCUUCUACAUUUGGCUACAACCAUUCUCAGAACUUUAGAAGGGAUAAUCUUUUGGUUCUGAAACAAGCACAAUUAGAUACAUUUAUUUUCUUUAUUAAUUGGCUCACCAUGAUGAAUAAGGUGUUCUUAAAGAAUUUGAGCCCCUUUGGAAUAAGGAUUUAGGCAAUUUUGCUGUUGACUCUACCUUGUAUAUAGUAAAUUUAAAAUUACAGAACAUGUUUCUAGAGAUAAGAUUAGUUCUCUAGUUUGGUUAAGAUUGUCUUUUAACAAAGCAUAGCUCAUGAGCCAGUUGGGUAUUAGUCACAGAUGAAUAGUGUCACCUCACUAUAUACUCUGUUGAGAGAGGCAAGUCUGAUCUCUAAAUAAUGGUAUUAAGCUUAGUAGCUCUUUAACCAAAACACUGUUUGAAAACCCUAACUCCAGAUCUGUCAUGAAUCCUGCUGGCCUGGGCUUCAGAUUUGUUUCAGAUUGCAAAUCAAGGAUGUCGUUUGUGAUAUUGGUAGAAGCACAGAAAUUGGAGAGAAGAAAUUGCCAUGGAAGUUCCUCAGUACUGAAUUGUGGACGUGCACUCAGGCCAGCCAGUCAUUGAGUUCUCACUUCUAAAGGGUUUAAUCUGCUCUUCCAAUCAUAUUGUAAGGACCAAUAAACAUUUUCUGAUUUUUGCUAAGAUUGGAAAACAUGUAUGAAGACUUUCCCAGUUAAAUCUACAAUAGUGUCACAUUAAACAGUGCAAUUAAGUGUAUUUUUAAAUAACUGCAACACAAAAUUGAAAUAUGCCAGUAUAUCAGCUUUGCACCUGACAGAUAUUCUGUAUUUGGAAAGCUUAUACUUCUCUAAAUAUGCAAUUAAAUAAGCCAUAUCACAGUUUAAGAAAUUGUGUAUACUUUUCCAUAUGCCCCUUUAGAAACCAGGAAUUUUGCAUAUGAUUGAUUUUAGAAAGAUUUUGAACCUGGGGUAUGUCUAUGUAAUUUAAGAUCAAAGUAUAGUAUAUGUAUGUGUACUGUAUUUGCAAUUCUCAAAUUGUGACUUCCUAUACAUUUAUUAAAUAAAAGUGUUGU